UAUCCGGCCUGUUGCAUGGUGGUGAUAUUUAUCAUCUCGGUGGAACCUCCAGAAGAUGGAUCAGCAUAUAUGAUGUCUGCUGGGAGUCGAACUUCACGUCAAGUUACCAUCAUAUUUGGGGAGAAACCAGUCGCUUCAUGCGGUGUUGCUCGACCGUUGACCUCCUAAAAGUCCAGCUGAAUCUGCUCUUAAAGCACGGCACGGCAGAGUGCCCACUCGUGGUCAUCUUGGACUCGCUUGACCAGCUGGACACCUCUCACAAUGGCCGCUCUUUGAUGUGGCUCCCGGCCUCCCAGCCGCCUCACUGUAAGAUUAUCGUGUCAUCACUUCCGGAGGAGAAUUACGAGACGUUUCCGGUCCUCAAGAAAUUAUUUCCUGACGAGGAUAGGUACAUACAUGUCCCGGAACUAGAUCAGAGGGAUGCACACAACAUUGUGGCAUUGUGGGCGCAGAAACGGAACCGGACGUUGACUCAGACCCAGAUGGAACUGCUGCUGACCACAUUCCGGAAGUGCCCGACACUGCUGUUCUUAAAGCAAAUAACGGAAUCACCGAGGCGGAGCUUGAUGACGUGUUGUCUUGCGAUGAUGACAUAUUGAAUGACGUCUUCACCUACUGGACACCGCCCAUGCGCAGACUGCCCCCUCUACUUCUCGUGCUAAUACGGACGGACAUCGACCAAUAUAUCGUUGAGCGCGGUGCAGACGGUGCGUGCGUGUUGAACUGGUACCACCGUCAAUUUACGGAAAAGUGCGCACGGGCUCUACUGCGCAGACGAAGCGAAGAACAAGCGUCUCCAUGGCAACCUAGCUGAUUUCUUCGCGGGAGCCUGGGAAAAUG
This is a messenger RNA of Dreissena polymorpha, 840 nucleotides long. RefSeq names its product NACHT and WD repeat domain-containing protein 2-like. The transcript has 5 exons. The record is from RefSeq and is a predicted model, not a curated record. NCBI's taxonomy places the organism in Eukaryota, Metazoa, Mollusca, Bivalvia, Myida, Dreissenidae. Bases 138 to 599 code for a protein of 153 amino acids.